Molecule: messenger RNA, 1503 nt
Organism: Phialemonium atrogriseum
Lineage: Eukaryota; Fungi; Ascomycota; Sordariomycetes; Cephalothecales; Cephalothecaceae
Product: S-adenosyl-L-methionine-dependent methyltransferase
Exons: 2
Coding region: 105-1313 (402 amino acids)
Molecular function (GO): O-methyltransferase activity
Source: RefSeq, a predicted model, not a curated record
CACCCCGCAUCGUCGAGCCAGAUAUCUAGGACGAACCGCCUGCUAUAACUGACAGAUAACGUCUAAUAAUUGCCAUUAUAGAACCGUUGAGCUCCCAUUCCGAAAUGGCCGAGAACAUUGCAAAGGCACUGGAGGAGGCCGAGAAGCUGGUCGAGUCCCUGAAGGGCUUCGACGGCACGCCGGCCGCCCACCUAGGCCUACUAAAGCAGACCGCCACGGUACAACGAGCCCUCGAGGAGCCAUACGACACGGUGACGCGCCUAGUGGAGACCAUGAGCUUCGCCUCGGCACUGCACACCCUCCUCGGCAUCGGCGCGCUGCAGCAGCUCCCCCCUUCGGGCGCCUCGGCUUCGGCUCGGGACCUGGCGGCGGCCGCCAACGUCGACGUGUCAGUCGUCGAGCGCGCGUUCCGCCUCGUGCUGGCCAACGGCGUCGGCGCGCAGACGGCGCCGGACGCGUACGCGCACAACGCGCUGUCGCGGGCGCUGCUGCCGGACACCUUCGGCGCCUUCUUCCUCGUCCUGAUGGACUUCGUGCGCGCGUGGGUCGCGUGCCCCGAGUACUUUCGCACGCACGCCCCCGGGGACCUUUUCGACCUCCGCAAGAGCCCGUUUGUGUUCGCCGAGGGGAAGGAGGGGUCGACGUACUACGAGGUCCUGGACGCCGCUGGUCCCGAGAAGCGGGCCGUGUGGAACGCUACCAUGCAGCAGAGCGAGAAGAACAUGCCCGUGCUGGGAAUGUUCCCGUUUGCGUCGCUCAGGGACCGGGUCGAGGCGGAGCCCGACAGGCCGUUCAUUGUCGAUAUCGGCGGCGGCAGGGGCCAGGCGAUGCUGCGGAUUGAGACCGAGUGCCCGCGGUUCUUUGGCGGGAAGGUGGUCUUGCAGGAUCUGCCUUCUGUCAUCAAUACGCUGAAACCGGAGGAGCUUCCGGGCAUUGAGCCGAUGGUCUAUGACAUCUUCAGUGGUCCAAACCCCGUCAAAAACGCGCACGUGUACUUUCUCCGCCGACUGCUCCACGACUUUUACAGCCCCGAGUGCAUUCAGAUCCUCAAAAAUGCCGCCGCAUCCAUGGCCACCGACUCGCGACUGAUCAUCUGCGACAUGCUGGUUCCGGACAUGGUGGAGGUGGGCGAGGCGAUGGAGCUAUACUGGCUGGACUUCAGCUUGAUGGCGAUGAGCGGCAAGGAGAAGACACUCGACGAGUUCAACGACAUCUUCGAUGCCGUGGGGUUGGAGCUUGUCAAGAUUUACCCAUCGGGAAUUGGCAAGACUGUCAUGUUGGAGACUAGGCUUAGGCUUAAGGCGAUGUCCUAGGUGUUAUUUUCAAAAGACACCAAGAGCCAAGAAGUUCCAAGAAGUUCCAAGACACAGCUAGUCGGAAAUUAGAUUAGACAGGCGUUCCAUUGGUCACAAUGCCUGAGGCAUUUUUCAAUUUCAAAACAAAUUUGGUAACAGAUAAUUUGCGGCAGCAAUUCGAGCGCGCUGUCAUCAUCCUCACGACAAA